AUAAACUGGUUUCAUGCUCCGGUUCUCGAAGUGAACAUUUUUUAUUAGUUUUUUUCAUCUCGUGCUUUUGAUGUGAUAUUUAGAUUUUCGUACACUUUCUCAAUGUAAUUAUCCGUGAACUGCAGGUGUAUUUCCUCUACCUAUGUUUCAAGAAUAUGUUGUGCAGAUGCAACCGAUUCCAAAGAAGGUUUCUUCCAAUCAUGUCUCCCAAGAAGAAAACAAUGAAUCCUUCUUCAUUUUAUAAUUUUUUGUUUUGGCUGUUUUUCUUUGAACUCAACUGAAGGAAAUUUAUCAUUCAGUCAAAGUGUUGUUUACACAAAAGCAAAGAUGUGGCCUAAAUUUGUGGAUAUGACCGACAAUGAGUGCAAAUUGAUGUUAAGGAAAUUAGAACUGGAAGCAUACGGCAAUAUGGUGUCUGCACUAAGAGCUCAAGGACCACUCACUGACGAAAAGAAAAGUUUGCUAAUGGAUAUUGCUGCAGAACUUCACAUUCCACGUGAGCGAUAUAGUGCUGAGAUCCGACGCGCAGUGAACGAUGAAAAACUCUCCACUAUUGCACAACAGAUAUAUGGACCAAAUACUGAAAUAAAGUGGGCUAUCGAAGGAAGGCGUGAAAUACCCAUCAUCCCGCGGCUUCAUGCUCAGACAGCAUAUUCAUUUCUAGCUGAUAAAAUUGCAAACAUAACAGCUGCCGAAAAUGCGAAGUUGCCUUUUCCAACCAAAGCCAAUAGGAAAGAAGUGGAGCCUGUCAAGCCAGACAAGCCGAAAAGAAGGUCUGUGAAGAAACCAAAGCAAGAAAACGAAGGUCCAUCAGAAGAAAAUUCUAAGGAAAAGAGCAACGAUGAGAAAUCAAAGGCCCUUCCAAGUGACAUUUUAAAUGAUGGAUGUGUAAAAUCUGCUGUUGAUAAGAAUGAAAAUGCCAACGCCCCUUUGCAAAAAGUUUUUCUUGGUGAAACUUUCGGGAAUAACUUUCCGAUCAUUAAAAGUGGCACUAACUCACCGGUCAAAAAAAGAAGGGUGGUAGCAAAAACCACUGUAAACAAACCGCUCACCACAGUCGCACCGAAGAAUGCCAAGAAUGGAAAGGCAGUCGCUACACCAAAAACAAUGCCCUCCAGUAUUUCCAAGCCCACCCAAAUAAUCUCAGCUGUGAAGCAAGGGACAUCAACUGGUCACAAAGUGGUAGCAGUCGGUUCCAGUAUCCCGCCGAGCGCAUUGAAAGUAGUAAACAAAAAUUUUAAUAGUCAAUUUUCAUCAAAUCCAACAUUUCCAACUUCAAGUCCAGUUGUGACUGGAAUUAAAGUGAUGACACCUCGCUCCUCUGUUACCACUGCUGCAUCAAGGUCAGAGCCUGGAACAGGAUUUCCUCGAUUUAUGCGGCCGAACCUCGCUUCGGUCCGACCGAAUGUUACCAAUAACCUAACUGGCGUCAAGCACAAUGUUGUAGUCAUGCAGAAAAACCCACCGAUAAAACGGAAUGUAACUUUUACUCAUAAGGAUACACCUGACAAAGUGUUGAAAAGGAAGAUGCCCAACAGUGUUCCGCUACACUUGGAAUCACCCCACUCGAAGGUGCCAAAGCUAAACCAAGAUAGCACUCCUGCUGUUUCAACAUCCUCUCAGGGGAGUGUUCGUAUGAAAGGUGCCAACCAAAAUAGCUUCAGCAACCUUCCUUCUCAGUUGAGCAAGCCACCAUCAGGAUAUCUACCCUCGACAAGCAUCAGCAAUAAUGUCAAAACAUACACCAAGUCAAAGCUUAUUCUCCCUCUUGACCACACAAAAUCAAAAUGUAUUACCAGUAGCAUCACGCCAGCAAAAUCUCCAUCUCCCGCGCCCAUUACUUCUGUACCUAAACCUUUGCCUUUAAAACCCGCUCAAUCCCCUGUAAUCCCAGAGUCGAAGCCCGGUCCAUUGCUGAAGAAAAUAACAAAAGCACCAGCUCCGUCAACACCUGUCAUGAACAGAAUAUUAACACCUAGCAGCAGCUCUGUUCCGGUUGCUUCCUCGACCAAAAUUAUCAUCACAGACAAUGAAGGCAAAGUGCUAGGCACUGUCCCCUCCUCUAGCAUAACUAGUCCUCAAAGUCAGCUGAAUCUUCUUUUUGCAAGUUCUGCACCUAGCACUGAUGUUCUGUCCAAGAGUACAACCGUGUCGUCAAAUUCCGCAGGGAGUAAUGAUAGCUCGACCAAAGUCAAAAGUGUAGUCAUCCCGAGCAGCAAGUCCACCACUUGUUACGUCUCUUUGGCAGGACUGAUGUCCUCCCCCGUUCCUGAAAACCAAACUCUAGACGUCGAUCUAAGCGAGAUUGGAGGAACUUCAUCCGGUGUCUGUGAUACUCAAAAUAUUGGUUCAAAAUCUCAGUUCAAUUUCACUGUUGAACAGGAGCCGAUAGUUGUGAAUGUACCAUCCACGUCUGAUACAUCAUGCAGCAGUUCUUUCAUUCCGAGCUAUUGUUUAUCGACUUCUACAGAAGUGAAUGAAGAAGCCACUGAUUUGAAUGAAACGGAUGCUGAAGGAGUCGGUAUAUUGGAUCCAGUCACAGGCGUCUACUCUUUUCCAUUUGAUGAAAAUGAAUCAAAUCAAGAUUCAACCGUUAGUGUAAAUUCUCUUCCUAGUUCUCUCGAUCUGACAGAUCAGUUAGACUGUAACUCAAGUACACACAUGUUAGCAGUAUCUCCAGGUUCCGAAUCUGCAAAUGAUUCAUCCUUAUCUCAUAUGGUUGAAGAGACAGUAAUAUCGGAGUGUAAAUUGGACCAGUCAGCACUGGAUGAAAACUGUGAGAACGAAACAGUCAAUGAAUGUGAUAUAAGUAAUAUCUCUGUCACGGAAGUGACUCUGGAAGAAACGUUGGAAUGUUUUGAGGCUGAUGAUACUCAAGGAAUGUAUAGCGAAGAAAUUGUAGAGAAAGACUCGCAGAGCAUUGACAGUGUUUUCGAAAACUUGUGAUAUUUUUCCCUAAAUUAGGUAUUUAUUUUUAUUAUUGUAUCAAUUGUGUAAUAUAUGUAUUUUUACCUGUUAAUUAAUUUUCAAUUCUCAACCUGUUAAUAUCAUUCUCAUUUUUUUUAUUUCAAAGCAAAAGUAUGAUUCACUUACUGUAAGCCGGAGGUUUUGGAAACCAAUAUCCAUCACCCCUUGUCUUAGGGUUUCAAAGAGUUGCUCUUGUCUUGAGUUUUUGUCCACGUGGGUUAAUCAGCAAGAAUAGUGAAGAAUACAAAAGGAAAAUGAAUUAAAGAGCUUCCCCAUCUCGUUUUGGCAACCGCUAACCUCUUAAUCAAUUUACUUUAUGAAGUUGGUCGUAUUCAAUCGGCUUCAUCUCCUGAAGAACGAAUUUUUUGUAAUACCUCAAAGCAUGUUUUCAAGAACGUUCAUCAAUAAAUAUUUUUUAAGCAUUAAUAUUCUUGCAUGAAUCAUGAAAUUGAAGAGAUGGCCUUUCUCCCAUACUCACAAGUGGUGUGAGUACUUCUGUUUGCAAUGGCAUGAAAGUAUUUUUUUAUACUCAUUUAACCGUAUUGUUCUCUCAGAACUAUCUCCAUCAGGCAAUAUUUGCAUUUUUAGAAUUUAAUUUUGUGGUUUAAGGCCCAAAAAGUCUUAUAAACUUAAAUGUAGACCUAUUUGUAACACAAUCAGUUUUAAUUCGAUAACAUAAGUUGAAAAAUGCGAGUCUCAGAUUAUGACAUCGUAAGCCUUUCUUGUUUUAUUUUUUGAAGGAAAUCUAAUCAACAGUUUCUAUUAAAAGUCGUGAAUUUUCCUCUUUCACACUAAAGCACCAUACAAAAAUGCAAGGAAGCAUUUCUAUUUGUCUUCCUUGAGGAAAAUAUGUCAGUGUCAGAACCUUUGAAAUGGUGCACAUGAGAGCCGCAUUUUUUGCGUUUAGCCGUCAAAUUGUUUUUCAAACCAUUCGUCGGUUGAACAUAUAAUCUCUUCAAUCCAUGCACUUUAAUAUCUUUGUGAUUUUGAUAACUAUAACUUAACAAUAUGAAACGAUUGUAACUAAAUUUUCUUCUUGUUUCCGCAGGAAACUAAUUGUGAAUGCUUAGUAUUUUUACUUUCAGCGGCAAGAAAUGAGUUCAGAAUUAUUGGUUAGUGUUCAAAAUUGCUGAUUUUUGCAUUUUUAAAUACCAAUUUUACACCUGACAGGGUGAAGUUAAAUUUCAAGUCAGUUGGUUGACAUUAACCAAUUAAGUUUGUAUAGCUGUCACUGAAUUCGACCAUGUACUCAAGCUCCAUCUUUAAACUCUUAUCAGACACAACAUUUUAAGAAAGAAUGCGUUCACUAUCCAGAUCAUUUGCGCUCUAAAAAAUCAGUCAUUGCAAAGGUGUUUCUAAAAAAGAAAUUAGUUUGAAUGUUAGCCAAUUUCGAACAUGUUAACUUUCAUACAGGUCAAAAAUUCUUGCAGUGAUUCAAUAUGUGAAUUCAGUUUAUGAAUACUUGUAAAAAUAUUGUACCUAAAAAAUUGUUCUUUAGGUAGAUGAAAUUUGUUGUUUUGCUUGUUGCACGAAAAGAAGAGCUAAUUUGUCUCUUUCAAUGAAGAUCUAGAACAAAAUUUGAGAUAAAAAUA
Messenger RNA from Bemisia tabaci, 4559 nucleotides. RefSeq lists its product as uncharacterized. The record is from RefSeq and is a predicted model, not a curated record. NCBI's taxonomy places the organism in Eukaryota, Metazoa, Arthropoda, Insecta, Hemiptera, Aleyrodidae. Gene Ontology annotation, biological process: regulation of DNA-templated transcription. Gene Ontology annotation, cellular component: nucleoplasm.